Cynoglossus semilaevis (tongue sole) is the source of this 2972-nucleotide messenger RNA. It is a transcript of the gene ephb6, whose product is annotated as eph receptor B6. The coding region runs from base 219 to 2972 and encodes 917 amino acids. NCBI's taxonomy places the organism in Eukaryota, Metazoa, Chordata, Actinopteri, Pleuronectiformes, Cynoglossidae. Gene Ontology annotation, cellular component: dendrite; plasma membrane. Gene Ontology annotation, biological process: ephrin receptor signaling pathway; axon guidance; protein phosphorylation. The record is from RefSeq and is a predicted model, not a curated record. Gene Ontology annotation, molecular function: transmembrane-ephrin receptor activity; protein binding; ATP binding. The transcript is spliced from 17 exons.
AAAUGUCAUUUUAAUUAUUAUUCAGAUUCUCUCCUCUCCCUCUCUCCCCCUCCCUCUCCCUCUCUCUCCCUCCCUCUCCUCCACAUAAAGAGCCAACAGGCUCCUCCCCCUUCCUCACAUCUCUUCUCCCGCUCCCUGCCUCUGUCUGUCAAACAAACCCACUCACUUCAUCUCUCUCUCUCUCUCUCUCUCUCUCUGUCAGUGACUCUGUGGUGGACAUGUGGACGCUGUGUCUGUCUCUCUGUCUCUUCUUCCAGUCCCUCUCAGCAGAGGAAGUGAUAAUUCUGGACACCACGGAGUCCACCGCAGAGCUGGGCUGGACCACAUAUCCAGACACGGGGUGGGAUGAGGUCAGCGUCCUGGAUGACCAGGGGAAACUGAUCCGCACCUUUGAAGUCUGUAACGUCAACCAAAACCCCCGUCUCCAGGACAACUGGUUGGCUACACCCUUUCUGUACCGACAGUCUGCUCCGCGGGUGUUUGUCACACUGCGAUUCUCAGUGCGUGACUGUGGGAGUCUGCGGUCACCGUCACCCACCUGCCGAGAGACCCUCACCCUCUACUACAAACAGGCCGACUCCCAGAGGGCGCUGCAGAGAAGCUGGGUGACGGAGCCGUCCAGCAGAGACAGAGAAACCAAAGAGGGCUGGGUGAAGAUCGACACCAUAGCGGCUGACAAGAGUUUCUCCAAGGUAGAACCCAGUUCUCCGCACCAGUACCAACCCAACAGGUACAGCCGCAUCAACGUGAAGACCCUCAGCUUCUCACCUCUCACCAAGAACGGGUUCGUCCUGGCUGUCGUGGACAGUGGAGCCUGCGUUUCCCUCAUGGGCGUGACCGUCUUCUACCGCCGAUGUUCAGCCACCAGUCUGUAUCUGGCUUCUUACCCCGCCACUCCUUCAGGGGCUGAAGCCACAGCUUUAGUCUCAGUGACUGGGACGUGUGUGCGCAACAGUAGAGCACAGGGGGGGGCGCCCCCGCGCAUGCACUGCAACGCCGAGGGAGAGUGGAUGGUGCCUGUGGGCGAGUGUGUCUGUGACCAGGGCCACGAGCCCAACCAGAAUGGAUCGGCCUGUUUGGCCUGUCCUGGCGGCUACUUCAAACCAGUUUGGGGCUCUGGUCUUUGUACCAUGUGUCCGUCCAACAGCAGAACCAGCCAGAAGGCCUCCAGUGUGUGUGAAUGUCGCAGCGGCUUCCACCGAGCGGCCGGUGACUCAAACACGUCUGCCUGCACCACCCCCCCAUCGCCCCCGGUCUCCCUGUCCUGGGAGUAUGAGAGCGACGAUGGCGGGGUGUCCAUAAUGUGGCGCCCUCCUCUGGACAUGGGAGGCCGCAGUGAGGUGUGGUACGGUGUAGUGUGCCGAAUCUGCCCCUCGCCUGUUUUUACCAACCCGGCGUCUUGCUCCUGGUGUGGGGAGGGCGUCACUUUCAGCCCCUCCCAGAACAACCUGAAACAGCCCAAGGUCACACUGCACCACCUGCUGGCCAGAGUCACUUACCUCAUACAGGUCCAGGCCAUGAAUGAGGUGUCGGCCCUCAGUCCGUUCUCACCUCGCUUCUCCAGCAUUAAUUUCACAAUCAGCCAAUCAGUUCCAAGUUCAGUUCCCAUGAUGCACCAGCUGAGCCGUGCCCCAGACUCCAUUACCCUGUCAUGGCCCCAGCCAGAUCGACCUAAUGGAGACAUCCUGGAGUACCAGCUCAGAUACUAUGACAAGGGUUCAGAUGAAGGCAGUUCAGUCAGUGUCUUCAGUGAGACCAACACUAUAACGAUCAACACUCUGGUUCCCGGCUCCAUUUAUGGGUUCCAGAUCAGGGCCCGGAAUGAACGAGGCUUUGGCCCGUACAGCAGCACCGUCUACUUCACCACUCUGCCCCUGGAAGAACAGUCACAGCAGAUGCAGACUCGGCUCCCUCUACUGGUCGGCUCGGUGAUGGGCGGGGCUGCAUUUCUUCUUGUUGUGGCAGCCAUUGUGGUUGUGGUGGUGUUUCGCAGGAAGCGCAGGGAGAGUCCGUACAGUGACCGUCUGCAGAGAUACGUCAGUCACCGCGGUGGGGUGAAGUAUUACGUGGACCCGUCCACUUACGAGGACCCCGGUGAGGCAGUCAGAGAGUUUGCCCGUGAAGUUGACCCUGCUCACCUUAAAGUGGAGGAUGUGAUUGGACCAGCUCACUUCGGUGAGGUUUCUCGCGGCCGUUACCGUCCGCUGGGCCGCAGGGAGGUGCUGGUGGCUGUGAAGACCCUUCGCUGGGGGGCGUCGGACAGGGAGAGGGGCGUGUUCCUGAGUGAGGCUGGGGUGCUGGGGCAGUUCGACCACCCCAAUGUGUUAAAGCUGGAGGGCGUCGUCACUCAAACCGCCCCCGUGAGAAUCAUAACUGAGUUUAUGGAGAACGGACCGCUGGACGCCUUCCUCCGGGACAACGAGGGGCAGUUCAGCGUCCUCCAGACGGUGGGGAUGCUGCGGGGCAUUUGCGGCGGUAUGUGGUACCUCUCAGAGAGAAACUUCGUUCACCGGGAUCUGGCGGCCAGGAACAUACUGGUCAACUCCAACCUGGUGUGUAAGGUGUCCGACUUCGGCCUGUCUAGACUGAUGAGGGGCGUGGACCACAACAUGCCCACGUACACAGCUUCACUGGGCAGUAAGGUUCCUGUGAGGUGGACCGCACCAGAAGCUUUUCAGCACCGCAAGUUCAGCUCCGCCAGUGACGUCUGGAGCUUUGGAGUCCUGAUGUGGGAGGUCAUGUCGUACGGAGAACGCCCGUACUGGGACAUGAGCAACCAGGAAGUAAUGAAGGCAGUUGCAGACCAGUACCGUCUCCCUGCCCCACACAGCUGCCCCCCUGCCCUCCACUCUCUGAUGCUGCAGUGCUGGCAGGCCGACCGAGGAGACCGACCCGGCUUUGACGGCGUCCUGUCGUCGUUGGACCGCCUCAUAAGACACCCCGCCUCCCUGAAGACCGAGCCGUCACGGUGA